AAAAAUCCUCCAAUUCUCAUCUUCCGGGGCGGCCUGUCUCCGAGAGUGGCACCGGUGGCAGCUCGCGAGAUGGACACCUUCGUCACCCUCACCACGGAGCGUAACCCCCAACUCGGCGUCGCAAGAUUCAACCUCAAGGCCAAAGUUCCCAAUGGCGUGAGCGAGGGUAAAGGCGUGCCUCUGGGAGGCGUAACAGUUUGCCUGCAUCAGCAAUACGCCAAGCUCUUGUUGACAGCUGGCGUGGACCAUUGCGUUGCAUGA
Messenger RNA from Colletotrichum navitas, 261 nucleotides. RefSeq lists its product as uncharacterized. The annotation marks the transcript as partial. The record is from RefSeq and is a predicted model, not a curated record. The transcript has a single exon. Lineage: Eukaryota; Fungi; Ascomycota; Sordariomycetes; Glomerellales; Glomerellaceae.